This is a messenger RNA of Photinus pyralis (common eastern firefly), 931 nucleotides long. Its product is annotated as O-acyltransferase like protein-like. The record is from RefSeq and is a predicted model, not a curated record. Lineage: Eukaryota; Metazoa; Arthropoda; Insecta; Coleoptera; Lampyridae. The coding region runs from base 65 to 691 and encodes 208 amino acids. The transcript is spliced from 5 exons.
GCUCAUUGUCUGUAAUAUAGUGGUAUGUUUUUUGCUAGGUUGGUUUUUUGAGCUUAAUGGUAUAAUGGACGGAAAUGUAGACGUUGAAAAGGCGCUGAUAUUUGUCUGGCAGUAUUAUUUCCCCGCAUAUACAAGAGCAGCGCCAUGGUUGAUAGGAAUUAUAUUGGGGUACCACCUAUACUUGUCCAAAAAGAAGAGGUAUGAGCUGUCUACGAAAAUUGUCGCAGGUGCGUGGAUUCUCAGCUUGAUGAUUAUGUGCGCAAUUGCAUUUGGGGGUCAUGGUCUGAUUACUUCAGAAUAUCGUAGGGUGUUAAACGCACUCUACAUGGCUUUGAUCCGCCCGGCCUGGGCGUUAGCUGUAGUCGCCGUGAUUUUUACAUGUGCCAAUGGUUACGCAGGUCCAGUAAAUUGGUUCCUUUCGUUGCCCAUAUUUGAAGUGCUAUCACGUUUUACUUACACACUUUACAUUGUACACUUCAUCGUCAUUUUUGUUCUAACAAGUCAAAUGAGGACAACUGUGCCGUUUAGCAACUUGGAGGCGAUGCACCAGGUUUGGGGCGACUUUGCGUUUACGUUUUUCGUCGCGACGCUUGUAACUUUAGCGUUUGAGCUACCCAUGAUCGAAAUUGAAAAGAUCAUAUUUGCAAAGAAGAAAAAUGAGUUAACUGAUGGUGGGUCAAAGCAGCCUUAAUUUUGUUUUUAGUUGAGUCAACGUCUGGAGGACAGUAAAAAUACGGAAGCCGGUCCUAGUAUAUAUUAAUAAAAUAAGAUAGCAAGUACCUACUUAUAAUUUCCCAGUACUGGGGAGAGGCUAAGAUUAGUGUGCGACUAUUAUAGAAACUAUAUAUUUAGUGAACAUUUACUUCAGUAGCUGCUUACUUAUUAGGUAAUAACUUAAUAACUGGUUAAGGGAAUUAGAGAAUUAUGUUUA